AAACACAUGAUGUUCAGCCGUUCACAUUUGAGGAGGGGGACAGUUAUUGAACUAAAACACCCUCAGCGAUGCAUCGGUACUCGGACACUUUCCUCUAUCAUCUUUAUCACAUGGGAAAGGUCUGUGCGAUCGGACUGAAGACAUUCGUGGUGAAGAGCUUGUGAGAUGCUUUUGCCUGGAAAACUGUGACGCACCAGCUGACGGAGCAGGCGGACAGCUGUGGAAGAUUACGUCGGCAUUGCUUAUCCGAGGGACUUUAAAACCCAAAUCACAGUAUUUGGUGCAUCAGCAAAGUCCACUGCUUAAUAACAGCUACCACUAUUACGCAAAGACCUACAGAGGGUUGAUGAUGGACAACGGAGGGUUUUGCAACGGUAACUAUCCCAGUGGAAGCAGUGAUGAUGAGCUGGUGGAUAUUUCAGAUGUCACAAUGAACUUCAGUGAGGAUGUCCCGCCUCUGGACCUAGAUAACAGAGCGGGUAAGGACACAGGCACUACAGAAGAUGAUAUUAACCACUGCAAGGCAGAUUGGAGGCCGUACAGCAGUCCUAAGCUGAUAGAUCUACUGGAUGACAACGUUCCUGCCAUUGGCACGUAUGAGGACUUCAACACCAUCGACUGGGUACGGGAGAAGUCUAAAGACCGAGAUCGGCAUAGAGAGAUCACCAAUAAGAGUAAGCAUUCCACAGCAGCCUUGCUCUUCAGCAUCAGUGAUGCCUUUUCCGGCUGGCUUCUGAUGCUUCUCAUUGGACUCAUGUCAGGGGCCUUGGCUGGAGGUAUAGACAUUGCUGCCCAUUGGAUGACGGACCUUAAAGAGGGCGUGUGCCUGAAUGGGUUCUGGUUUAAUCACGAGCACUGCUGCUGGCGGUCCAAUGAGAGCACUUUCCACGAAAGAGACAAGUGUCCCCAGUGGAAAAGCUGGGCAGAACUCAUGGUUGGAGUCAGUGAGCAGGGCGGUGUACAUGUGCUGAAUCAUUUCAUGUAUGUGAGCUGGGCUCUUCUCUUCGCCUUCCUGGCUGUGAUUCUUGUGAGAGCUUUCGCCCCUUAUGCUUGCGGUUCAGGUAUACCAGAGAUUAAGACCAUCCUGAGUGGCUUUAUAAUUCGGGGUUACCUGGGGAAGUGGACUUUGAUCAUAAAGACCGUCACACUUGUGCUGGCCGUCUCGUCUGGCCUCAGUCUGGGGAAGGAGGGUCCGCUGGUUCAUGUAGCCUGCUGCUGCGCAAACAUCCUCUGCCAUUUCUUCACCAAAUACCGUCGAAAUGAGGCCAAGAGACGAGAGGUGUUGUCUGCAGCAUCUGCAGUGGGAGUGUCUGUAGCAUUUGGUGCUCCUAUUGGAGGGGUGCUUUUCAGUUUGGAAGAGGUCAGCUACUACUUCCCUCUGAAGACUCUGUGGCGUUCGUUCUUCGCUGCUCUGGUUGCAGCAUUCAUCCUUCGCUCCAUUAAUCCCUUCGGCAACAGCCGACUGGUCCUUUUCCAUGUGGAGUUCCACACUCCCUGGCAUCUUCUAGAACUCAUACCUUUUGUGCUUCUGGGCAUCUUUGGUGGGCUUUGGGGUGCUUUCUUCAUUCAUGCUAACAUUGCUUGGUGCCGUCUCCGUAAGAACACCCGUCUUGGCCACUACCCUGUCAUUGAGGUUUUGGUGGUCACCCUGCUUACAGCGUUGCUGGCGUUCCCAAUCGAGUACACUCGGAUGAGCAGCAGUGAACUGAUCUCUGAGCUGUUUAAUGACUGUGGUCUUCUGGACUCAUCCAAACUCUGCGACUACACCGGCAACAGUGGAAGCACAUCUGGAAGUGUUAAUGCCACUGCCGCUAAUGGUCUGGGGGCUCGGCUGGCGGGGCCAGGUCUCUAUACAGCUGUGUGGCAGCUAGCUCUUGCUCUGGUCUUUAAGAUGCUCAUCACUGUGGCUACAUUUGGCAUGAAGGUGCCAUCUGGUUUAUUCAUCCCUAGUAUUGCGGUGGGGGCUAUAGCAGGCAGACUUCUUGGAGUGGGCAUGGAGCAGCUAGCCGUACACAACCACGAACGGGACAUUUUUAGAGGCUGGUGCUCUCCAGGGGCAGACUGCAUCACGCCGGGCCUGUAUGCCAUGGUGGGCGCAGCAGCCUGUCUGGGUGGUGUGACCCGUAUGACCGUCUCUCUGGUGGUCAUUAUGUUCGAGCUGACGGGAGGUUUAGAGUACAUUGUGCCCCUCAUGGCUGCUACCAUGACCAGCAAAUGGGUUGCUGAUGCUCUGAGUCGCGAGAGCAUUUACGAGGCCCACAUCCGCCUCAAUGGUUAUCCUUUCCUGGGGGCCAAAGAAGAAUUCCGCCACAAGACUAUUGCCACGGAUGUAAUGCGGCCGCAGCGGAGCGACCCACCACUGUCUGUGCUGACGCAGAGCAGAAUGACUGUAGAGGAGGUGGAGAGACUCAUCGCAGACACCACCUACAGCGGCUUUCCUGUGGUUAUCUCACAGCAGUCUCAGAGAUUGGUGGGCUUUGUGUUGAGGAGGGAUCUGGUCAUAUGCUUAGAAAAUGCAAGGCGGUAUCAGGAGGGUGUAGUCAGCGUGUCUGCUGUCCUGUUCACUGAAUGUGAUCCGCCCGCAUCACCCAGCGCUCCUCCUGCAGUCAAACUGCGCAGCAUCUUGGACCUCAGCCCCUUUACGGUCACGGUUCACACGCCCAUGGAAAUCGUGGUGGACAUCUUCCGCAAGCUCGGUCUGCGACAGUGCCUCGUCAUUCAGAACGGGCGUUUGCUGGGAAUCAUCACUAAAAAGGACAUUCUUAAACACAUGGCGCAGAUGGCCAACAGAGACCCAGAAUCAAUCCUCUUCAACUGAAGACUCUCAAGACUGAACGGACAGGAUAAACUCACUCCUGCACACACACACACACACACACACACACACACACACACACACACACACACAGAGGGCUGAAUCAUCCUGCGAUGAUGCUGACAGUGGUAGGACUCUGUGUCACUGAAAUACUGCUAUAUAGAGUGGUCUGAGAGUGGCCUAAGGCAGCUUUUUGCAGCUUUCUGGAGCUGGACAUGUUCAGACAGGAGCUGUUUAGCCUGUCCGGAGGCUACAGAGACAGUAAUGUGAGAAAUGCUGUCCCCUCACACCUGUGAACCUCAUAAAAGCUGAUCUGAAUUGUUGCCAUGAGGACUUGCUGCAUGUGGACCAAAUGCUUUUCCUGCCUGCAUGUAUAUUUGAAUUUGGGGAUCAACGACUUCUUCUCUUUUGUGUUCUUUAUUUGUUUAUGGUGCUUUACUCUACUAAAAGUAGCUUGAACUAGCUUUCCACGGUUGCUAGUCUCUCAGGCUCGCCUGGGUUGCUGGUUUUGGGGAAUUUUGGGUAUUUAUUGGGCUGGGAGACCCAACUGACUGAGACCAGCCAACAAAAGGUAGCUCAAGCUAUUAUUUAGCAGGAUUUCCAUCCCUGGAGUGACGUUUGACCUCGAGAGGAACUUCAGAAGGGUGAGAACAUUCCUGAGAUGAUCUGGCAAACGUGCGUUAAGGGUGUCUUGUCUGAACCUGCGUGUGUCGAGCGAUCCCUGUGGGAAGAUGUGCCGCCUUUUGUCAAAGUGCAGUGAUAUUUGGUGUAUCAUAUUGAAAAGUCAUACUGACGCACUUACUUUUUCUCAUUUAUGCAUAUUAGCGAAACGCCGCCAGUAGUGCUGUUCCUCUAUUUCUCACUC
Messenger RNA from Carassius carassius (crucian carp), 3680 nucleotides. Its product is annotated as H(+)/Cl(-) exchange transporter 5-like. Gene Ontology annotation, molecular function: voltage-gated chloride channel activity. Gene Ontology annotation, cellular component: Golgi apparatus; membrane; synaptic vesicle. NCBI's taxonomy places the organism in Eukaryota, Metazoa, Chordata, Actinopteri, Cypriniformes, Cyprinidae. The transcript is spliced from 13 exons. Bases 347 to 2818 code for a protein of 823 amino acids. Gene Ontology annotation, biological process: transmembrane transport; chloride transport. The record is from RefSeq and is a predicted model, not a curated record.